Messenger RNA from Trypanosoma brucei brucei TREU927, 984 nucleotides. Its product is annotated as leucine carboxyl methyltransferase, putative. NCBI's taxonomy places the organism in Eukaryota, Euglenozoa, Kinetoplastea, Trypanosomatida, Trypanosomatidae. The record is from RefSeq and is a predicted model, not a curated record. Gene Ontology annotation, molecular function: methyltransferase activity. Gene Ontology annotation, biological process: methylation. The coding region runs from base 1 to 984 and encodes 327 amino acids. The transcript has a single exon.
AUGUGUCACAUAGUUGUUACCCUUGGGUGUGGAAGUAGGGGGGGGGAAGUGAUACAGGGAAGCAAUAGCUGCUUUCCUCAGAUGGCGCUUCAGCAAACGGCGUAUAGUGCAUGCUCCCGCAGGGUGCACUGUGUAAGUAAGACGUACUUGAACGAUCCAUUCGCCUCCUGUUUCGUCAUGGAUUCUACAGUGAUGAACAGUCCCCUUAUGAAUCGUGGCACUUGGCUCCGAACAGAGGCAAUAGAGCGCAGUUUGCUUCAUUUUGCCAGGGGACAAUGCGGUGAGGUUGGUUUGCAAGUGAUCAGCUUUGGGAGCGGCAUGGACACUCUAUAUUUCCGCUUGAAGAAGGAUCAACCAGACAUACAUAUCGCCAAAUAUAUUGAGUUAGACUUCCCUGAUCUGGUUGCGAGGAAACGCCGCGUCAUCGACGACACAGAAGCCCUUACUCGUUACACGGGCCCCGAGUACGAGCUGGUUGCGUGCGACCUAAGAAAAACGGAUGAGAUGCGUGAGCUGCUUAAAAAGAGCGCUCUCAACAAUGCUCCCACGGUGAUACUGGCUGAGAUGAUCUUUGUGUACUUAGAAGAACGUGUAUCCUCCACCCUUCUUACACUAACACUGAGUGAUGUACUGGAUAAGGACACAUCAGCCUUGUUGAUAGCUUACGAUGCUAUUCGACCAGAUGACCGUUUUGGUGAGGUUAUGGUGAAUAAUCUAAAGGCCAUGGGGGUUAUGCUCCGUGGCAUCCACGAAUUGCCCACUGUGGAGGCACAUGCGGAGCGCUGUAGAAAGGUUGGACUCCCACACGUCAUUUCCAAAUCCAUGAAACAACUUUACUUAGAAGUACCACAGAGUACUCAGAAGUGGCUGUGUAAGCUGGAAAUAGUCGAUGACUGGGAUGAAUGGUGUAUCAUGCUUGACCACUACUGCUUUGUCUUGGCGUCGAACAAACCCGAUGCCGUUCCCACGUCGUUGUGGACGUGA